AUGGACACGGCCUCGCCAGCCCCCGAAAACGCCGCCCUGCCGCGCUUUGGUGGCUACACGCGCUUCGAGCUCGAACUCGAGUUUGUGCAAUGCCUCGCCAAUCCCGCCUAUCUCAAUUACCUCGCUACGCAGAAGAUGUUUGACAAGCCCGAUUUCGUCGCCUACCUCAGCUACCUCCAGUACUUCAAGGAGGCCACAUAUGCAAAAUGCCUCCACCACCCUGGUCCAACGCUCCAAGCGCUAGAGCUUCUUCAGCAGGAGAGAUUUCGGCGCGAGAUACUUGCUCCUGGCCUGGUGAAUAAACUGGUCCUCGAAGGCCAGAGAAAUGCAGUACCGAGCCAGAAGGACUGAGCCCCGUCCUGUUGGCCUUGACUUCCACGAUUGCCAUCACUAUCGUAUCAGAACUAC
Molecule: messenger RNA, 408 nt
Organism: Dothidotthia symphoricarpi CBS 119687
Lineage: Eukaryota; Fungi; Ascomycota; Dothideomycetes; Pleosporales; Dothidotthiaceae
Product: mediator of RNA polymerase II transcription subunit 31
Exons: 3
Coding region: 1-351 (116 amino acids)
Biological process (GO): regulation of transcription by RNA polymerase II
Cellular component (GO): core mediator complex; mediator complex
Molecular function (GO): transcription coregulator activity
Source: RefSeq, a predicted model, not a curated record